AUGACUACGAACAUACAUUCCACGCAUUCUAUUCGCGAAAUCUUUUUCCGUACAUUUGCGCGAUAUCUCUUAGCCGGAAGACGAGGCACCCCUCAUUUCCUCUCAAUGCCUGCCAAAAUAAUUAUUCUCGCCGGUGCCCCCGCUCCGUCGACGGUGAAUCUGUCAUCUUGCGUCGACGACAUUGGCAAAGCCUCGCGAUGCUUUGACGCGGAAGGCGAGUUCGAGCGGCGAGAUUCACGCCCCGCCUGGCGGUCCUUAUCUCUGAUACGAAAGCCUCUCCACACGGGCUUCAGCUUGGUUCAUGACGUUCACGACACACCCUUUCAAGGAAGCGCCACCUUCUUCACGACGGCCGACGUGUGCGUCGAAGGCUCCCGGCUACCUCCGGGAAGCGAUGCCGAUGCAGUCAUGGCACAGUUCUUUGAGCAGACCCUAGCGGAGCAUGGGACGGACUCUUCGCCCCCGCCGGAGGAUAGCUUCGCGACGGACGACGCAACGUCGAUGCUGACGGCGUCCUCUGCCGACAUCACUCACACCUACACGGAUUCGAUGCCGCCGCCGCCGGCCCCGCCGGCCCUAUCCGACCUAAAGGACGUUCCCGCCGCGAGUCGCAUCGCGGCGUUGCAGCCACAGACGCUGACGCUGAACCUCAUCGUCGGCGUCAUCUCCAUCGCCCAACCGCGGACCGUGACGACGCGCUGGGGCAAGCCCCUCUCCCUGGUCGAGGUCCUCGUCGGCGACAACACGGCCACCGGUUUCGCCAUCACCUUUUGGCUGUCCAGCGAGGACGCCGACAGCAGCGUGCUGAAGCUGAGGAGGCAGGAUGUCGUGCUCGUGGAGAAGGGGAAUGACGCGCGUCAGCCUCCUGUGGCGACAGGACGGGAGCGGGCGCUACUCGACGAGGAGCCUCGCCAGCAAGAGGAUGGCGGCCGCGGAGCGUCCACAGCAGGAGAAGGCGCGCCUCGUCAAGGACUGGGUCCUUUGCUUCGUCGGAAGGGAUUCGGGCGCGACGACGAGGAGGAGCUUGCGCAGAUCGUGGAACAGACCUCCAGACGACACGCAGUAGACGCGAGCGUGCGGACUGCAGUCAAGCAAUCCGACAAGCCCAGCCGACGACUGCUCUCCCUCUCGUGGUAG
This is a messenger RNA of Drechmeria coniospora, 1137 nucleotides long. RefSeq lists its product as uncharacterized. The transcript has 2 exons. The coding region runs from base 1 to 1137 and encodes 378 amino acids. NCBI's taxonomy places the organism in Eukaryota, Fungi, Ascomycota, Sordariomycetes, Hypocreales, Ophiocordycipitaceae. The record is from RefSeq and is a predicted model, not a curated record.